AUGAAAAGGCGCUCCAUCGAGGUGAAGAAGUCCGUCCCCGUCUCCUGUCUGGAGUGUCGGCGCCGCAAGAUCAAAUGCGACCGCGGGGUGGUUUGUAAGAGCUGCGAGCGCAAAAAGCUCACCUGCGAGUACCCAGAAACCUUUAGAUCGAUUAAAAUUUCGCCACCGGAACCAAAAUUGGGAAUCGUGGAGGAGGAGGAAAAAGAGAUGUCCGACGUGGAGAGGCUGCGCAAGCACAACAACAAGCUGGCCAGCCACAUUUUCGAGCUCGAGAAGAAGGUUGUAGAGCGGGCCGAUUCCGCACCCAGCUACAUCUCGGUGCCUUGUUUCGACGAGAGUCACAUGACACUGGUCACGAGCAGGCCCGUGGAGUUGCCGAAGUUACUAGACGACAGCGUGCUGAACGUGCAUCUGUUGAACCACCUGGUGUCUUGUUUUUUCGACCUCAAGCAGCACGCGUAUUUUGAGCUCGACAGGGACGAGCUGCUGGCGCAGCUGAAGAGCCUGGACGCGUCGUUCCAGAGCAUGGAGGUGGUGAUGCUGAUCUGUGCUAUAGGUCUGGUCACGCUGGACUACAGUUACGACCCCAAGCACAGGCGUCUUGUCGACUUCGACGCCACCGUCGACAGGCCCGUGAUGGUGUCGUUGCUGCUCGCCAAGAUCAGGGACUAUCGCCAGCUAACGAAAUACUCUCGCGGCAAAACCAAGUUCAUGGCUCUGUGGCUGUACAUGGAGACCCGAUUUGCUGAGCGCGACGAGCGGCUCUCAAUUUCCACCGAGGUGUUCACCACGUACUCGCACCACCCGGAGGUCGCUUCCUUGCUCCGGAAAUUCGAUAAUCUCUACGUGCUAAAGUGUCUGGUGAUGGACAUGCAUCCGAUCAUGUCGCAGUGUUUUGAGCAGAUGAAGACGUUGGGCGAGAAAUUCAGUCCGCAGACGUACAUGGAGGCGGAGCAGACCAACCCGGCGGACGACUUCAUGUCGCUUGUUGUGCGCGUUUUGGACUCCAGGCUCAGUUUGAGAAAGGACAACUACCUGAUCAUGGAGGUGCUAUUCAAAAUCCAGAAAAAAGAGUACGAUAUUCUGCACCUGAAAGAAAAAAGAAAAUUCGACCUCGACAACUACGACCAGAUCAACUCGAUGCUGGUGUCGCAAAUGAAGGUGUUGAUGGUGCUGCACUACUGCGGCCUGAAACUCAGGUUUUUCCAGAAACCGUCCGAUUACCAGCUGGAGUCGAUGGUCAAGCUGCUCAACCACAUACUGGAAAUGACCAUCUGGAGCGACCUCGAGUCGUGCACAAAGGAGUGUCUGCCUGUGCGCAACUACGUGGUGAUGAUUCUGGGCAGCAUGCUCAGCAUGUUCAACUCGAUGUUGUACCACAGGAACAUCAACACCAAAAUGCUGAAGCUGAUCCUGGCCAAAUUCGAGGCCGUCUCGUGCUACCAUUUUGUCGACACCGACUUGCUGGACAUCGUGGCCGCCAAGGUCAACAUGCUGGCCUCCGAGAAGAAUGUCGACUCCAGCACACCGUUCCUGUACGGCUCGGAGGUUCUUCUCCGCGAAAAAAUCGAGGUUUCCAAGUUGCAAGUCAGACCGGGCACUGGUGUUCUGCCGGUCGCCAAUAAUUUUGCGCUGGACUUUUCGCGGAACGAGACCACCACGUUCGCAAGGUUCCUGAGCGAGGACGAAAACGGCACCUACGAGGACCAGGCCGAGUCGCCGUCGUCGCUUGGGGACAACGGCGAGUUCACAGACACGGUCGAAAAAGAGUUUGCAACCAUUUCAACUCAGGACCAAAUCUACACGGACUACUGGCUGGGAACUCCUUCCGAAAUCGGCAAGUCGCUGGACGUGACCGACCUGACGAUGACGGCGCCGUCGUCCAGCAAAACGUCCAGCUUUUUCGCGUCGGAGCUGGAGCCCUUCCCCGUGAGCGAGUCGCUGAGAAAGCCGGUGAUGGAGCUCAACGGCUACUAUCAGUUUAUGGAUGUUGAGUGA
This is a messenger RNA of Ogataea angusta, 1998 nucleotides long. RefSeq lists its product as uncharacterized. The record is from RefSeq and is a predicted model, not a curated record. The transcript has a single exon. Bases 1 to 1998 code for a protein of 665 amino acids. Gene Ontology annotation, cellular component: nucleus. Gene Ontology annotation, biological process: regulation of DNA-templated transcription. Gene Ontology annotation, molecular function: DNA-binding transcription factor activity, RNA polymerase II-specific; zinc ion binding. NCBI's taxonomy places the organism in Eukaryota, Fungi, Ascomycota, Pichiomycetes, Pichiales, Pichiaceae.